CGCCAAUCGAGAGACGCUGCCCCCUGCACCACUCGCGGCAGAUCCCAGACACCCAGUCUCCAGCCCACGCCGGCGAGCUCCGCUGCAGGCUGAGCCGUCGGCCGCCCCUGCGCGCAGACCCGAGAGACCAUGAGUGCUGACGCGUCCGCUGAGACCAAGCCGGUGAAGAAGAAGAACCCCAACCGCCUCGUGGUGGACGAGGCUGUCAAUGACGACAACUCCGUCGUCGCGCUCAAUGUGCAGACCAUGGAGGAGCUGCAGCUCUUCCGCGGCGACACGGUGCUUAUCAAGGGCAAGCGGCGCAAGGACACGGUGUGCAUCGUGCUGGCGGACGACACGUGCGACCUGGGCAAGAUCCGCAUGAACAAGUGCGUCCGCAAGAACCUCAAGGUGCGCCUGGGCGACGUCAUCUCGGUCCACCAGUGCCCUGACGUCAAGUACGGCAAGCGCGUGCACAUCCUCCCGAUUGACGACACCAUCGAGGGCAUCACGGGCAACCUGUUCGACGUCUUCCUUAAGCCGUACUUCCUGGAGGCGUACCGCCCGGUGCGCAAGAACGACCUCUUCCUCGUGCGCGGCGGCAUGCGCGCCGUCGAGUUCAAGGUCGUCGAGACGGACCCCGUCGAGUACUGCAUUGUCGCGCCGGACACCGUCAUCCACUGCGAGGGCGAGCCAAUCAAGCGCGACGACGAGGAGUCCAAGGACGACGUCGGGUACGACGACAUUGGCGGCGUGCGCAAGCAGCUCGCCAACAUCCGCGAGCUCGUCGAGCUGCCGCUGCGCCACCCGCAGCUCUUCAAGUCGAUCGGCGUCAAGCCGCCCCGCGGCAUCCUGAUGUUUGGCCCGCCGGGCUCGGGGAAGACGCUCAUCGCGCGCGCGGUGGCGAACGAGACGGGCGCCUUCUUCUUCCUCAUCAACGGCCCCGAGAUCAUGUCCAAGCUCGCCGGCGAGUCCGAGUCCAACCUGCGCAAGGCGUUCGAGGAGGCGGAGAAGAACUCGCCCGCCAUCAUCUUCAUCGACGAGAUCGACUCGAUCGCCCCCAAGCGCGAGAAGACGCAGGGCGAGGUGGAGCGCCGCAUCGUCUCGCAGCUGCUCACCCUGAUGGACGGGCUAAAGGCGCGCUCGCACGUCGUCGUCAUCGGCGCGACCAACCGGCCAAACUCGAUCGACGCGGCGCUGCGCCGGUUCGGCCGGUUCGACCGCGAGGUGGACAUCGGCGUCCCCGACGAGAACGGCCGGCUCGAGGUGAUGCGCAUCCACACCAAGAACAUGAAGCUCGCCGACGACGUCGACCUCGAGCAGCUGGCAAAGGAGACGCACGGCUACGUCGGCGCCGACCUCGCGGCGCUGUGCACCGAGGCGGCGAUGCAGUGCAUCCGCGAGAAGAUGGACGUCAUCGACCUCGACGACGACGAGAUCGACGCCGAGGUCCUCGACUCGAUGGCCGUCUCGCAGGACCACUACCGCCUCGCGCUCGGCACGUCCAACCCAUCGGCGCUGCGCGAGACGGUGGUCGAGGUGCCAAACGUGACGUGGGACGACAUCGGCGGGCUGGAGGGCGUCAAGCGGGAGCUGCAGGAGGUGGUACAGUACCCCGUCGAGUUCCCCGAGAAGUUCGAGAAGUUCGGCAUGUCCCCCUCCAAGGGGGUGCUCUUCUACGGCCCGCCCGGCUGCGGCAAGACGCUGCUCGCAAAGGCCAUCGCGAACGAGUGCCAGGCCAACUUCAUCUCAAUCAAGGGGCCGGAGCUGCUGACGAUGUGGUUCGGCGAGUCAGAGGCGAACGUGCGCGAGCUCUUCGACAAGGCGCGCGGUGCCGCGCCCUGCGUCCUCUUUUUCGACGAGCUCGACUCGAUUGCGCGCGCGCGCGGCUCGUCGGGCGGCGACGCGGGCGGCGCGGGCGACCGCGUCAUCAACCAGAUCCUGACCGAGAUGGACGGCAUGGGCGCCAAGAAGUCGGUCUUCAUCAUCGGCGCCACCAACCGGCCCGACAUCAUCGACCCCGCCGUGCUGCGCCCCGGCCGGCUCGACCAGCUGAUCUACAUCCCGCUGCCCGACGAGGCGUCGCGCUCAAACAUCCUCAAGGCGGCGCUGCGCAAGUCGCCGCUCGCGCCCGAGGUGGACCUCGAGUUCCUCGCAAAGACGACGCACGGCUUCUCGGGCGCCGACCUGACCGAGAUCUGCCAGCGCGCCGCCAAGAUGGCCAUCCGCGAGUCGAUCGAGAAGGAGAUCGAGCUCGAGAAGGAGCGCGCCGCGGCAGGCGAGGGCGCCAUGGAGACGGAGCCGGACGACCCCGUGCCCGAGAUCACGAAGACCCACUUCGAGGAGGCGAUGAAGUUCGCGCGCCGCUCGGUCUCGGACAACGACAUUCGCAAGUACGAGAUGUUUUCGCAGACGCUGCAGCAGUCGCGCGGCUUUGGCUCCACGUUCAAGUUCCCUGAGGGCGGCGUGGGCGGCUCGGCGGCGCCGGCGGCCGGCGCGGGCGGCGGCUUCGAGGCGACGGCCGCGGAGGACGACGAGGACCUGUACAGCUAGGCGGGAGGCGCGUGCGUGACGCCGCCCCCAGCCGCCCCCCCCCCCCCCAAUGUGGCGCGAGCCGUGAGAACAAAAGACGGUCAUCUCCUGGCCUCGCUGUGAUUGUAUUUGAAGUGGUUGAGUCUCGAACGGGAUAAAUACAUGACCGAGCCGCCGCCGGGAGAGGCGAGGCUUCGGUCCCCCACCGAGCUCCACCCGCACAUUACCCAGGUCGCCGCAACAACGCCAAAACUUCUUUCCCGCGGUCUCCCCAAGAGCUCCCCGCGCCGUGCGCCGACACACACAGCUCUCCGUGAGCUCGAGCCCCUCCUUCGUCCCCCCCCGCCCCGGCCCCUCGGUCUCUCUCCCUAGCGCUCCUCUCGUGGCUGCCGCACCGCGGCCACACAACCGCGACCCCACGCCUCGAGACGUGACCCUCGGUGUGUGCGCGCCGCUCCCCGCUCCCUCUCCCAGACCCAAAACACGCCGCACGCGGCCACUCUCCGAAAAACGCCGGCUGCCGACGGGGCGCCACCGCCACCGACGGCGGACGGCGCGUGCCUCGCCCCGGAGCGAGGCGCGAUUCCGAGACACGUUCUGCCAUGUCUGUCUGGCGUGGGCCGCCGCCGCCGCCCGCGCCCCGCGGAGCUGGCUGCGCCGCUCUCCGGCGGCUCCUCCUCCUCCUCAGGCGCCCCCAAAGAGCCUCUCCACCGCCGCGUUGACGUUCCCUCCGGUGGCCACGAGGGCGCGCAAGUUCGCCUCGGUGUCGAGGAAGCCCAUAUCGCACAGCUGCGACAGCUGCGCCGCGUACCGCUCCGCCGGCGGAACCGCCGCGGGUGGCGCCGCCCCGCCGGUCGCCCCGCCGGCCAUGCCUCCGCCGCCGCCGCCCAUCGCCCCGAGCAUCGCUUGCACCAUCGACGCGUUGAAGUUCGACGCCGGGUUGGGGUUGGAGGGCGGCGCGCCGACCGGCGGCACAGCGGCGCCGCCCGCCCCGGCGGCGGGCGGCGCGGCGGCGGGCGGCGGCGUCGCGGCGGCGGCCGGGUUGAAGCCGAGCGACGGGGGGCCGCCCAUCCCCAUCCCCAUCCCGCCCAUCAUCCCUCCGCCGCUCUGCAUCUGCUGCGUGAUCAUCUGCAUCAUCUGCGGGUCCUGCAUGAGCCCCAUCAUCGCCUGCGACAGCUGCGGGUUGCUCAUCAGCGCAUUCAUGUGGUCAAGGUAGGCCUGCUGCGGGUUGCCGCCGCCGCCGGUCAUCAUGUUUUGGAGCGAGGCGAGCGCGUUCGGGUCCUGCAUCAUCGCCGUCGCGAGCUGCAUCAUCGCCGGGCUCUGCAUCAUUUGCAUCAUGGACGCUGGGUCCAUGCCGCCCAUGCCGCCCAUGCCGCCCAUGCCGCCCAUUCCGCCGCCGGGCGCGCCAAACAUGCCGCCGCCGCCGCCGCCACCGCCGCCCAUGCCGCCGCCGCCCGCGGCGCCGCCGAACGCGGGCGGGGCGCCAAAUAUGCCGCCGCCGAAGGGCAUCUGUCCGGCCGCCACGGCCGGCGCAGCGGGCGCGGUCGGCGUCGCCGCGGGCGGAGCGCUGGCGGGCGUGGAGGCGGGCGCGGCGCCGCGAACCAUGUGGAUCAUGUGUCCCUCCUCCACGUGGUAGGACUCAAGGCUCUGGCUGUCCUGCAGCACCUUGCCCGAAUAGAUCAGCCGCUGCUGCGCCGCCGGCACGGACGACGCCUCGGCAAUCUUCUCCUUGAGCGCGACCACGGUGUCGGCCGGCGCCGCGUCGAUGCUGAGCGUCUGCCCGUUCGAGCUCACUUUGAUCUUGACAAGCAUUCAAGGUGUGCGGCGCAGCCGAUCUCUCUCUCGAUGUCUG
Molecule: messenger RNA, 4363 nt
Organism: Emiliania huxleyi CCMP1516
Lineage: Eukaryota; Haptophyta; Isochrysidales; Noelaerhabdaceae
Product: cell division cycle protein 48
Exons: 6
Coding region: 130-2532 (800 amino acids)
Biological process (GO): retrograde protein transport, ER to cytosol; autophagosome maturation; mitotic spindle disassembly
Cellular component (GO): nucleus; cytosol; VCP-NPL4-UFD1 AAA ATPase complex
Molecular function (GO): ATP binding; polyubiquitin modification-dependent protein binding; ATP hydrolysis activity
Source: RefSeq, a predicted model, not a curated record